AAGAAAAUAGAGAAGAUAACAGUUGUUUUCUUUCCCCUAUCUCUCUAGCCAUGACCAUGAGCACCCUGACGGACCUCGCGCCAUUAUGGCGCACCCAAUGUCCUCUUGUCCCCCGCCCAACGCCCUCCUCCUCUGUCUUCCGCUCAUUUCCCCACGGACGCCCCAGCAUUCGCUGCUCGAUCGCCAAGGAGGAAUCUGCCGUUUCUUCUCCCUACUCAUCCGGGGCGCCAGGCGGACACUCCGACUCGGUGGACUGCGUGGUAGUCGGCGGCGGGAUCAGCGGCCUCUGCAUCGCUCAGGCCCUCGCCACCAAGCACUCGAGCGUUGCUCCCAACCUCAUCGUCACGGAGGCCAGAGACCGUGUUGGCGGCAACAUCAUCACCGUCCAGAGAGACGGUUAUCUCUGGGAAGAGGGCCCCAAUAGCUUCCAGCCCUCUGAUCCCAUGCUUACAAUGGUGGUGGAUAGUGGGUUGAAGGAUGACUUGGUUUUGGGUGAUCCAAAUGCGCCUCGCUUUGUGUUGUGGGAUGGGAAAUUAAAGCCAGUCCCCUCCAAGCCGACUGACCUCGCGUUCUUUGACUUGAUGAGCAUUGGUGGCAAGCUCAGGGCCGGCUUUGGUGCUCUUGGCAUUCGCCCUCCUCCUCCAGGGCAUGAGGAAUCAAUUGAGGAGUUCGUGCGUCGUAAUCUUGGUGAUGAGGUUUUUGAGCGCUUGAUAGAGCCCUUUUGUUCAGGUGUCUAUGCGGGUGAUCCUUCAAAACUAAGUAUGAAAGCAGCAUUUGGAAAGGUUUGGAAGCUAGAGCAGAAUGGUGGUAGUAUCAUUGGUGGCACUUUCAAAACAAUCCAGGAGAGAAAUAAAGUUCCCAAGCAACCUCGAGAUCCGCGUCUACCUAAGCCAAAGGGCCAAACGGUUGGAUCUUUAAGGAAGGGACUUGCUAUGUUGCCAGAUGCAAUAUCGACAAGGUUGGGUAAGAAAGUAAAAUUGUCUUGGAAGCUUUCAAGUAUCAGAAAAUUGGAUGAAGGAGGGUAUAGUUUGACGUAUGAAACACCACAAGGAUUGGUUUCUCUUCAGAGUAAAAGUGUUGUCAUGACUGUUCCUUCCUAUAUUGCGAGUAGUUUGUUGCGCCCUCUAUCUGCUGCUGCUGCAGAUGCACUUUCGAAAUUUUAUUACCCACCAGUUGCAGCCGUGUCCAUUUCAUAUCCAAAAGAAGCAAUUCGGACAGAAUGCCUGAUAAAUGGUGAAUUAAAGGGGUUUGGUCAAUUGCAUCCACGCAGCCAAGGGGUAGAAACUUUAGCCAAGUAUGCUUCAGAUCUCCUCUCACGAGCUGGCCUUACUAAUUGCAAAAUUGUUGAUAGCCCUCUAGAGACAAAUGUCAAACUUCGUGCCACUGAUGGUGAGCUACUUUCUAAUGCCACUCUUUAUCGACAGUUAGUUGGAAGUCUCAUCUAUCUUACUGUGACAGGACCGGAUCUUGACUAUGCAGUCCAUCUUGUUUGUCAAUUUAUGACAGCACCACACUCAGUUCAUUAUGCGGCUGUUCUUCGCAUCCUUCGCUAUGUGAAGGGCACCUUCAAAAAACAAUUUGUCGUUGCUCGCUCUAGCACUGAAGCUGAGUAUCGUGCUCUUGCUAACAUCACUUCUGAGCUCCUCUGGCUCCGUUGGCUCCUACAUAAUAUGGGUGUUUCUCAGACCUCCAGUUCUCUUAUCUUUUGUGACAAUCGAAGUGCGAUUCAAAUUGCGCAUAAUGAUGUAUUUCAUGAACGUACAAAACACAUUAAGAUCGACUGUCAUUCUGUGCGCCAUCAUCUUUUGCAGGGGACUCUCCAUCUUUGUCUUAUUGCUUCCGUUGAUCAAUUGGCCGAUGUGUUCACCAAAGCACAUCCACCUGGAUGA
This is a messenger RNA of Corylus avellana, 1889 nucleotides long. Lineage: Eukaryota; Viridiplantae; Streptophyta; Magnoliopsida; Fagales; Betulaceae. The record is from RefSeq and is a predicted model, not a curated record.